This is a messenger RNA of Oncorhynchus masou masou (cherry salmon), 898 nucleotides long. RefSeq names its product UNC93-like protein MFSD11. The record is from RefSeq and is a predicted model, not a curated record. Bases 1 to 807 code for a protein of 268 amino acids. The transcript has 7 exons. Lineage: Eukaryota; Metazoa; Chordata; Actinopteri; Salmoniformes; Salmonidae.
AUGGGUACGGCAGAUCAAAUCAAGAAGGAGCACAUGACCUGCAUGCAUGUGCUUUGGACAGCUCAAGGACACUUCCUUGUGGAGAACUCCGAUGCUUCCACCAUCAAUAGGAACACAGGGAUGUUUUGGGCCCUUUUACAGUGCAGUCUGUUGGUUACCUCAGUGCUGGGAACACUCAGCUUCCUGGCUCUGAGAAAGACUCUUCCACCAGAGGAGGAGAUGCUCAAUGAGGAGGAAAGCCAGCCUUUGCUCUCAUCUCGCAUGAUGUAUAAGCAAAGAGCGGCAGUACAAGAUGCAAAGUCAGAAUUCAAGACAAUCCUACAACUGCUCAAAACCAAAAUCAUAUUGCUUCUGAGCUGUUGCAUGGCAUACAGUGGUCUGGAGCUAUCUUUCUACAGUGGUGUGUAUGGGACAUGUAUCGGGGCAACAACAGAGUUUGGAGCGGCAGCUAAAGGUUUGAUUGGGAUCUCUGGAAUCGUGGUGGGGAUUGGAGAGAUAGUUGGUGGAGGAGUCUUUGGACUAGUAUGCAAGAAUAACCGCUUCAGACGGACAUCUUUGGUCUUCCUGGGGAUGGUCGUCUUCCUGGGGAUGGUCGUCUUCCUGGGGAUGGUCGUCUUCCUGGGGAUGGUCGUCUUCCUGGGGAUGGUCGUCUUCCUGGGGAUGGUCGUCUUCCUGGGGAUGGUCGUCUUCCUGGUGAUGGUCGUACACUACCGUUCAAAAGUUUUUGAACACCUACUCAUUCUUUUUUAUUUUAAUUUUGACUAUUUUCGACAUUGUAGAAUAAUAGUGAAGGUAUCACAACUAUGAAAUAACACAUAUGGAAUCAUGUAAAAAAGAAACUUCCCUUUUUCAGGACCUUAUCUUUCAAAGAUAAUUUGUAAAAAUGCAAAUAACUUCA